Messenger RNA from Musa acuminata subsp. malaccensis (wild Malaysian banana), 767 nucleotides. NCBI's taxonomy places the organism in Eukaryota, Viridiplantae, Streptophyta, Magnoliopsida, Zingiberales, Musaceae. The record is from RefSeq and is a predicted model, not a curated record.
UCGCCAUCGCCUCUCUUCUCGGUAGGGUUCUUUGGUUCUGCUUCCGGGAGAAAGGAGAAGGAUUCAUGGCGGGCAAUGGGUUGAAGUGGGACGGAUUGCUCAAGUGAAGCCUCUCCCACGCCGAUGGGACUCGCGCUGCUCGGAUAUUGAGAUAUUGCUUCGGACCCUUUGCUUACGGUUGAUCGUUCUUCUUCCAGUUGAUUGAGAUUUGCAGGGUUGGGAUCGAAGUUCCCAAUUUCCGAGGUCAGUGAGGAGGAUAGGAAAUGGCUCGUGGAAGCGAUGCAAGCUGAUGAAGGAGGAUGUUCUGGAGCUGCAAGGGAUCGAGUCGCCGGAUGUAGUAGACUUGCACUCAAUCGGCAGCUUAGUCCCUCUGUUUGGUUACCUGAAAACCUCCGAUGCUGGUAUUGGAGCAAAGGAUGCAGAUGUUGUAACUACCAUUGUGCAAAACAAUCCUCGAAGUCAGCAACUUGUAAUGGAAUCUCUCCUGUCAAAUUUUACAUCACAUCCUGAUUUAACAGUUCACACAGAAGCUCUUGGUGUGAUAUCCUCUUUGAUUCAGAAUAACCAGGCAGGAAUUGCUGCAUUCGAUCUAGUGAAUGGUUAUGCGGUGCUCGGAUAUGCAUUGUGUUCAGAGAGAGAGGGUGCUUAACUUGGUGCAAUCCUUGCUGCUUCAGGAGAACAAUUCAGAUUGCAGCAUUGUGGUUUCCUCGGCUCAUGUGCGAGAAGCAGUUGUAGGGUGUCAUCUAGAGUUUGCUGGGGACAGGAUG